UUGAAAAUAUUUCUUAGAGAUUCGCACGGGUGUCUGCCUAACCAGUUUACUCGCAUGUCGUCUACGUGUCAUUAAAAUGGAGACUGCUUAACUAGCAAGAUGUGGAAUUUGGAUGUGAUAAUAGUUCAAAGAGGAUCCAGUUGACCAUCAGUCACGUAGGCACUUCUGCGAGCAGCGGUCAACCAGCCAGCGCAAUCAUGGCGACAACCAGUAAAGGACUCGCAACUUCCCCACGGAUUUCAGCCUCGUUAUUCUCCAAAAUGUUCUUUAUUUGGUUGUAUCCACUUUUUAACGUGGGGGCAAAAAAGGAUUUGGAAUAUGAAGAUUUGUACAAUACACUUCCGGAGGACGAAGCCACUUUGCUGGGAGAACGGUUGAUGCUGGAAUGGGAAAAGGAAAUGGGUGCAGCAGCAUCCAUUUCUGAAUCAAAAGAAAGUGAGCCUAAAAAUUCGAAGGGCAAGUUUGUUCCAAGCAAACCAAGUUUGUUCAAGGCGUUGGUCCGAAUGUUUGCAAAAGAGUGGGUGAUUGUCGGAAUCUUCUUGUUUUUAGAAGAAUGCCUCGCAAAAAUUGCACAACCAAUUUUCUUGGGAUACCUGCUGCGAUACUUUAAUGGAGAGUUUGACGAGAAACAAGGAUAUUUCUUUGCUACUGGUGUUCUCCUGUCUGUGAUGUACUAUACAAUUUCUCAUCAUCCUUCAUUCUUUUCUAUUGUCCACCUCAACAUGAAAAUUAGGGUUGCCUGCUCUGGAUUAAUAUAUUAUAAGACACUAAAGCUCAGUCAGGCAGCGUUAUCAAAGACGACGGUUGGGCAGGUGGUCAACCUCUUGUCCAGUGAUGUUGCUCGAUUCGACUUCUGUCUGAAUUUUGUGCACUAUCUCUGGAUUGGACCGGUGCAGUUACUUCUUUCAGUAUGGAUUUUGUGGGGUUACUUCGGACCAACUUGCUUCUCUGGGGUCAUCUUCCUCUUGUUAUUUACACCGUUUCAAAGUGUGAUGGGACAUCUUUUUAGUAAACUUCGGUUGAAAGUAGCUGGAAAAACGGAUAGGAGAGUCCGAAUCAUGAAUGAAAUCAUUAAUGGCAUUCGUGUCAUUAAAAUGUACGCUUGGGAAAUUCCUUUCUCCAAAAUAGUUGCUGAAUCCAGAGAGGACGAAAUAAAAUCGAUCGGAAGACAAAUGUCGCUGCGAGCUCUAAACUUGGGACUCUACUACGUCUCGUCGAAACUGAUAAUAUUUCUUACGCUGGUGGCCUAUGUUCUGACGGGAAACUACUUGACGGCGGAGAAAGUGUUCGUAGCAAUGGCCUUAUAUCAGAAUGUACGCCUGCUAAUGACAAUCUUCUUUCCUUGGGGAAUCAGUUUUUUGGCAGAAACCAAAGUUUCCCUCAAACGAAUUGAGAAUUUCUUGUUACUUCAAGACUAUGUGCCACCUAAUAGAAGUGGGUGCAAGACAUCCGCCGGAGAAAGUGACGGUGACAAUGAAAUUUGUCUGGAAAUGACGAACGUGAGUGCCAAGUGGAGCGAAAACUCGGAUCUUACGCUCAACAAGAUUGAUUUGACGGCACCCAAGGGAAAGUUAGUUGCUGUAGUAGGGCCAGUGGGUUCGGGGAAGAGUUCCCUGCUGCAAGCCAUUUUGGGUGAACUACCAAUCUUUUCUGGUGCAAUAACGGUGAAAGGACGCAUCGGAUAUGCAUCUCAAGAAGCUUGGGUUUUCAGUGGGACUGUCCGUGAGAAUAUUUUAUUUGGGCAGAAAUAUAACGCAACUUGGUACCAGACUGUUGUUGAUGCUUGUGCACUUCGAAGCGAUUUUGCACUGAUGACAUUUGGUGAUAAGACUGCGGUGGGAGACAAAGGCAUGACUUUAAGUGGAGGUCAAAGGGCGCGGAUAAGCUUGGCAAGAGCAAUCUAUGCAAAUGCUGACGUCUAUGUCCUAGACGAUAUUCUUAGUGCAGUGGACACAGAAGUUGGAAGACACCUGUUCCAAAGCUGUAUUGGGAAUCUGCUUCGUAAUAAAAUUUGUGUCCUCGUCACCCACCAACUGCAACACUUGACUAAAGCAGAUGAAAUUUUACUACUGAACAAUGGGAGCAUCGUCGCAAGAGGUGAUUUUUGGAGUUUAAAGAAACGCGAUGUUAAUUUUUCUCAAAUACUUGAAGAGAAAAAUUCUGUUGGAUCCGCUGAGAAUAUUCUAAAAAGCGAGGAAAGGACAUCAAGCGUUGGUCCCAGCCUAAGCGGGUCACUUGUGUCCGUCAAUAAUGGCUGUAGAAAUCGUAAAGAAAGUCUUAUCAGUGUUGACGACCAAACUCUAGUUGAGAAAGAAGGAGACGAAACAAGGAUGUCUGGGUCCAUCGGAUUUAGUACGUACUGGAAAUACUUGAGGAUCGGUUCCAAUUUAUGCCUCCUUUCCUUUAUUCUAUUUUCAAAUCUACUAACCCAAGCUCUAUACUCUGGAUCUGAUUUUUGGCUCCAAUUUUGGAUAAAAGCUGAGCAGGAAAUUGAGAAGGAAAAUCAAUUCUUUGAACUUUUGGAAGUAUUUAAUUCAUCAACGACUGAUUUUACGUCCUCGCUCAACAAUUCGAUAAAUAUUACGAAUCCUGAGGCUGGGUUGGACUUGACAAGAUCGGAACAAAUCUCAAUUUACACAUUUUUAAUUAUUGCUCUUUUUCUGAUGACGCUGGUUCGGACGAUCGGAUUUUUUAAGAUUUGCAUGAGAUCUUCAAUAGCCUUACAUUUGCAAUUAUUUUACGGUGUUUUAAGAGCCCCCAUGCUAUUUUUUGAGUUGAACCCUGUAGGCAGAAUUUUGAAUCGCUUUGUGAAGGACAUUGGGACAAUAGAUGAGUUGCUUCCAUUUACCUUUUUUGAUACUCUUGAGGUAGGACUGCAAGUACUUGGGGUGAUCGUAGUCGUCAGCAUCAUUGACGCAGUAUUUCUUAUUCCCUCAACAAUAAUUGCAAUCCUUUUCUACUUUAUUCGCAACCAUUUUCAAAUAACAGCAAGAAAUCUAAAACGGCUAGAAGGAAGUGCACGGAGUCCCGUAUUCAGUCACUUGAGCACCUCGUUAAAUGGACUCACAACAAUUCGAGCAUUCCAAACUCAAGAUCAAUUUCGAAAGGAUUUCAAUGCACAUUUGGAUCUUCACACUGCAGUAUUUUAUUUAUUUAAUGCAUCUGCUCGCUGGCUAGGAAUUGUUGUCGAUUGGAUAUCAAUCCUCUACAUUACGUGUGUCACAUAUGGAGUCAUAGUGUUGGGACUUGACGGACCUUCUGCGGGUUUGGCGAUUUCUAGUGCCAUGACCUUAACAAGUUGGUUUCAAUGGGGUGUCAGGCAGUCUGCUGAAUGCGAAAAUCAAUUGGUGGCAGUUGAACGUGUGGUUGAAUACGCCGACAUUAUAUCCGAAGCACCGUUAGAAUCAUUCCCAGAACGAAAACCUCAAAAGAAUUGGCCACUGAAAGGUGAGAUUGAAUUUCAGAACGUGUAUGUCAAGUAUGGAUCUGAAGAAGAACCCUUUCUAAAGAAUAUCUGUUGUACGAUUCGACCUUGCGAAAAGGUCGGAAUAAUAGGGAGGACCGGAAGUGGAAAGACCUCGUUGAUCUCUGCCCUAUUUCGACUCACGGAACCCUCCUCUGGCAACAUAAUCAUUGAUGGUGUAAAUGUUUUACAAAUCGGACUCCACGAUCUACGUUCGCAAAUUGCCAUCAUUCCACAAGAUCCAAUGCUGUUUGUGGGCACCCUCAGAAAGAAUCUCGACCCUUUUGAUGAGUACGCAGACUCUGAAAUUUGGGACGUUCUUCGUGAUGUCAAUUUGUUUGAAGUUGCAAAGGAUUUCCACUCUGGUCUCGACGCAGCCGUUAACGAAGGUGGAUCGAACUUUAGCGUUGGGCAAAGGCAAUUAAUAUGCAUGGGCCGGGCGAUUUUAAGAAAAAACAAAAUUUUAAUACUAGACGAAGCCACUGCGUCUGUUGACAAUGAAACGGAUGUAUUGAUUCAAAACACUAUUCGAGAAAAGUUUGAAAAGCAUUGCACAAUAAUUGCUGUUGCACAUAGAUUGCACACAGUAAUCGACUCUGACAGAAUCAUGGUACUGGAAGCAGGGGAAAUUAAGGAAUUUGAUGAACCUUACAAGUUGUUGCAAAACACAUCGGGUGCAUUUUUCCACUUUGUUCAAGAAACGGGAAGAGAUAUGGCGCAAGAGUUGAUGAGGAUCGCUCAGGAAAGGUCGAGCUUACAUGCUCGAUGAAGACGUGAUCAAUCACGUCUGGAUUCCACUAGGAAAUAUAUUCCAAUGCAGAGGCCAAUCAUUAGAAGAACUGAUAUAGUGACGUGCAGAGCUAUCAUGACUUUACUACUGCAAGGACACUUGAACCCAUCAUUUUCUUGAUCUCUAUCGUCAUCGUGUUGUUGUGCACCAUUUUCGGAUUGUUUGACAACAACGGUGCCUAGAAAAUCUGAAGACAUUUGUAAAUUUUCCACCGUCUGCAUUAUUAUUUCUCGUCUAAUAGGAACAAAUAUAACAUAGCAUUAUCAUUAAAUAGAAAUGAGUGGUUGGAAAUGCAGAAUGAUUUUUAGAUACCAGUAUUUCGUUGGUUAACAGCCCCAAUUUAUUGCAUAGACUUCUAUGUUUUGUUUGAGUAUCGUCCAUUGAUUGUAUUUCUCCAUGAAAGUUUUAUUUUUUCAUGAAAUACAGUGUACAUGGAAAAUUAGAAAAAAUCUCCAUUACUCACUAAUUCUCUAGCAGUGCACGAAUGACGAAGGCUUCCCAACACGGACGAUGAGACGAC
Molecule: messenger RNA, 4773 nt
Organism: Folsomia candida
Lineage: Eukaryota; Metazoa; Arthropoda; Collembola; Entomobryomorpha; Isotomidae
Product: multidrug resistance-associated protein 4
Exons: 20
Coding region: 198-4232 (1344 amino acids)
Biological process (GO): transmembrane transport
Cellular component (GO): membrane
Molecular function (GO): ATP binding; ABC-type transporter activity; ATP hydrolysis activity
Source: RefSeq, a predicted model, not a curated record